Messenger RNA from Thecamonas trahens ATCC 50062, 1986 nucleotides. RefSeq lists its product as uncharacterized. NCBI's taxonomy places the organism in Eukaryota, Apusomonadida, Apusomonadidae. Gene Ontology annotation, biological process: regulation of transcription by RNA polymerase II; regulation of cyclin-dependent protein serine/threonine kinase activity; DNA repair. Gene Ontology annotation, cellular component: transcription factor TFIIH holo complex. The record is from RefSeq and is a predicted model, not a curated record. Bases 1 to 1986 code for a protein of 661 amino acids. Gene Ontology annotation, molecular function: heme binding. The transcript is spliced from 2 exons.
AUGGACGAGACCGAGGGAGAUAGCGUGUGUCCCGAGUGUCGGACACAGCUGCACUUUUCCCGACUCGAGCUGCUUGUCUCUGUGGUGUGUGGGCACAAACGAUGCUCAAAGUGCUUUGCGCGAGCCUUUACCACAAAGGCAGCAAAGUGUCCUACCUGUGCUCGUCUUGUCAAUCGGAGCGAUUAUCGAAAGCCUACCUUUGCUGAUGGUGCUGUGGAGAGGGAUGUGUAUAUUCGGAAGAAAGUGCUCGAGGUGUACAACAAGGAUCGAAAGGAGUUUGACUCGGACAGAGCGUACAACGAUUACUUGGAAGAGGUCGAAGAGAUCAUCUUUGACUACACAUACGGCGACCUCAAGGUCAUCGAUGAGACUGCUGAAAAGGUCAAGGCCUACGCAAAGCUCCAUGCUGCUGAAAUUCACCGCAUCAAUGCUCGCAAGGACCGCGACAAGGCUCACGCUGCUGCAGAGGCCGAUGCUGCUCGUCGCCGCCGCCAGGAGGAGAUCAAGGCCGCCCGCGAAGCUGAGUAUCUGCGUGAGGAGGCAGAGGCCGGUCGCGGGGGCGACGUUGACAUGGAAGCCGUCCAUGCCAUCGAGUCAGCCCGCCGAAUGGCGGACUCAAAGCGGAAGCUCGCCGCCGCUGUCGCCGCAAAGGCCACCUUUGCCAAGCCCAAGCCGCUCGACAGGGCCCGCCAUGCCGAUCUCUCGCACGUCUCGGGCUCCAAGCAAGACCUUUACGUUCGCGAGACCUUUCUCAACCUCAAGCCCGCCUGGCGCGCCUCUCUUCGCCCCGGCGGCUACACCGACGAGCUCCCCAAUCUGCGCCGCCGCCGCGAGGCCCUCGCCGCUCUUGCUGUCACCCCUCAAGUCAUGCACAACAUUGCACUGGCCUUUGUCGCCCUCUUUGCCCUUGCCCUUGCCUCCGCCGUUGCCGCCGGACAGGAUGUGCCGAGCGUGGUGCAAGGCAUUUUCGAACACUCUAUGUCAAAUCAGUUUUCUCAGGCGCCAAGCAAUUGGCUCCGCCAGGCGCAUGCCAAGCAGCAUGGAUGCAUUCGAGGCCAUCUUCAGGUGGCCGACAAUCUCCCGGCCGAGCUCGAGGGAGGGAUCUUUACUCCUGGCGCGAGCUACCCGCUCUUUGUUCGCUUCUCCAACGGAGUCGGCCGCGGAUUCGCCGCUCCGCCCAUUGUCGCCAACGAGUCGGAUGCCGUGCCGGACACACGAGGCUUUGCGCUCAAGAUCUUCAACGUUGACGGCGAGUUUGUGAUGGAGUCGAACAACACGCAGGCGUUUACCUUUACCACCUCCCCCACAGCCUUUCUCGCCACGCCCGAGCUCGCCGUCGGGUUUUUCAAGGCCGUCCAGCAAGGCGCCACCGCACUCUCAAAGUACCUGCUCCUCCACCCGUCAGUCGGCAAGGGCUUCGCCGAGACCUCGGUCUACGGCGCCAUCCAGAACGUGCUCACCGCUACCUACUACACUGCGCCGGCGCAGAUGCACGGUGACACACCGGCCAAGUAUCGAGUCCGUCCUUGCGCCUCCACCCGCGCUCAUCUGCGCAAGCUUCACGGCCCGCUGCCCAAGGCCUUCUUUGACGCCAACUUUCUCACCGAUAACCUCAUCCGCGACAUCUGGAUGGACCUGCCUGCCAACAAGGCCGUGUGCAUGGAGAUCGAUGUCCAGUUCUUUGUCUCGCCCCACUCGACCCCCAUCAACGACACCACCAUUCGCUGGAGCUCGCCGUGGCACACCCUCGGCCAGAUCCUCCUCCCGCGGCCGACGGCCUACGUCUGGGAUGCCCCGCAUCUUGCCUUUUGCCGCCACAUGUCAUUCAAUCCGUGGCUCUCGCUCGUUGCUCACCAGCCGCUCGGCUUUCUACAGGACAUCCGCCGUGCAGUCUACACCGCCACUGCUACCCAGCGCCACGCGCUCCGCGGCGAGCCCAACACGCUUGCCGGCAUCGAAGACUGGCUCAACUAUCCCAACUUGUAG